Messenger RNA from Adelges cooleyi (spruce gall adelgid), 2059 nucleotides. RefSeq lists its product as uncharacterized. Bases 122 to 1663 code for a protein of 513 amino acids. Gene Ontology annotation, molecular function: structural constituent of chitin-based larval cuticle. The transcript has 4 exons. Gene Ontology annotation, cellular component: chitin-based extracellular matrix. The record is from RefSeq and is a predicted model, not a curated record. NCBI's taxonomy places the organism in Eukaryota, Metazoa, Arthropoda, Insecta, Hemiptera, Adelgidae.
GUCGAUUGGCGCCACUCGAGUUAAGUCAGCGUGCGAGACAACAUUUUGGAUAAGGUCCGUUCGGUUUCCAAUACUUUGAUAAUAUUAUAUCUUAUGUAUACGUUAUUUAUUUCAGUACGAUAUGCCGCCUCCGUUUCUGACGUGGAUGCUGUAUUCGGUGGCCGUCGCGGUGUCCGCCGCUGGCCAACAGCGGCCGUCCGUGGACAAACGACAAGUGCCGGUGGACGGCGACUUCACGGACAGGACGUCCGACGGCUCGUACGGUUUUCGGUACGCGGACAGGAACCAGUUUCACGUGGCCGCCGCCAACAAAGACAACGUGGUGUCCGGAAGAUUUGGAUCUAGAAAUCCGGGCACUGGUAUCAUCGGUCAGACUUUGUACUCGGCCGGUCCUCGAGGUUUCCGAGCCCGGGGCCCUGACAUCGCCCGACAGACGGACCUGUCGCAAGUGCGUUUGCCGUAUUCGCCGCCGGUGCCCACCGACUCGUCCAAGUACGACCCGGCCUACGACCGUUACUACGACCCCAACGAGGACGCCAGUUACAGAUUCACCGUCCGCACGCCCACGUUGUCCAAAGCCGAGACCGCCGACUCCAGAGGUCGCGUCCAAGGCGUUUACUCGUACGUCGACGAUGUCGGUAAGAGACACGACGUCCAAUACGAAGCUGGCGCCGGCACAGGGUUUCGCGUGAAAUCGGCCCAUCCUGACUCGGAACCGUUCAACGGGUUAUUCUAUAGCGGUCCGCCGGGCAAACCGGGCGGUCAACCGCGGGGCACCUCGUCCGUGGUGAUGGGACAAGACGGCUCGUACGGGUUCACGGCAUCCGGGCCGGACCAACGGCGGACGGAAGUGAGCGAUUCCAACGGGCGCGUACGGGGCUCUUACACGUACGUGGACGACAAAGGCGUGCAGCGGACCGUGCAGUACGUGGCCGGUCCGGACAUCGGAUACCGGGUAAUCAAUAACGCGCCGGCGUUGCAAUUACCGCUUCCCGUACCGGUAACGUCGAUAUUGCCGCCUUCGUUGUUGGUGACGUCCACGCUUUCGCCGUCCGACUUCGAGCAUGACCUGUUCGGGCCCGUGGCCAGCAGUACGGUCGCCCCACCGCCGUUGCAGGCCCCGCGCAGGGACACGGCGAAUGACAACGACAACAAUAAAAAUAUCAACGACGACAACGACGACGGCGACAAAAGAGGAGGAACCAAUUUUCUGUCAUCCGACAGCUCUCUGCCGUUGGGUUCGGCGUUCCCGGAGGACGAUCCCCGGAUACCGGCCAAAAAGUGGCCGUCCACGUACAAAAACAAAGAAGAAGAAUCAUUUUUCCAGUCUUUUGACAAAUUCUACAAGCGCAAGGAAGACGGCCAGAAAUCGCUGUUCGGCGUCCCGGAAACGCCGUACGGUCAAUCGAGGCCGAUCGUUGUCGACCAGAUCAAAUACGGCGAGUACGGCGGCACCGACUAUCAAAAACACCACCACAAGGAUCAGGUGGAAUACGGGAACGAAGACAGCAACUUCAUCGGGUUCCCUGCCGGUACCGUCGUCAAAGGGUACGUCCAGAACUUGGACAUACUGCCAUUCGGAUACAGAGUGCCAUCGCCUUCGUUUGUUUUUGAAAAACAAUUUGGUACCGGCGACGGUUACCAUAAUUCAAUUAAAAAAUAAAAAUAUUGACGGAAGCGAGUAAUUGACCUGCUGAGUUCCUGUAUACCAUAUUUUUAACAUACUACUCAUUUUCAUUUUCUAGUUUUUACUAACGCUCGCUUAAAUACUACUUGUAAUUUUUAAAACGUAUUUUGUAUUGCUUGGCGAACCAUAAACUAAAAACGUGUAUACUUAAGUAUAAAUCAAAAUUAGAUUAAGGUAUAGUAAUAACUAAUAAAAUGUGUUUGAGAAGGCCGACGUGCAGUUUAAUUACCAUUAUAUUAUAUUUAAUUUGUCCAAUGUUAAUCAUUUGAAUAACAAACAUUGGCAAUAUUAUGACAUAAGACCGCUUUGAUUCUCUGAUUCUAUGUAUCUAAAAUCUAAAUGUCUACUUCUAAUUUCUAAGGUUAUACUAUA